AUGGAUCUCGCCUACGAUCACAUCCAGGAGGACCCCAACGCCAAGGAUCAAGGUGCCGCAGGCGAGGGUUCCAAGUCCGACCAACCCCAGCCGUCGCUGAACAGCGAGAUUCAAGAUGCAUACAAGGCCUUCUCGAAUAGCCCCUGGGGUUCCCGGAUUGGUGGGUUCCUUGGCAAUGUAGUUAAGCAGGGUGGUGAUGUAUACACGCAGGCCUCUAAGGAACUGGCCGAGGUCAGGGAAGACGCAACCAAGGGACUCUCCGACCUCCAAAAGUCCAUCAUCGAGCAGACACGACACAUGACCGUCAAGGACGUAACCCUGAGCUCAGAUGUGCUGGAGGAGAACAAGGAUGACGCAGCACAGUCCAGAGAUCUUCCAUCCGAUGGCCAGCCCAGCGAAACGAUGCUUUCCCGCCUUAGAGCGGAGGCAGCCAAGCGCCUGAAGGAUCUCCAGCGAGCAGAAGACGCAGCGGACGAGGCCCUAUUCCGGUUCGGCGGUAAUGUUCGCGAUUUCUUACGAGACGCCGUUAGCAUUGCACCCAGCGACGGUACCGAGGGUGGAAGUACCGUACUUUUCGAAAGCAAGGAUUCCAAGGGGAAGCGGGUUUUCCACACUUCACGAUUCGAUGCACAGCUUCAUGUUAUUCACACCACUACGGACGGGUUCCUCAAAGAUCCUGCGGCAAACGAAUAUGAUAUCUGGACAAAGGAAUUCGAUGUCGAGAAGAAGACAGGUGACAUCAGCAACGACCUUACGAAAUACCCUGAGCUACGGACCACGAUGGAGAAGCUCGUCCCAGAUCAGAUCCCAUAUGCUGAUUUCUGGAAGCGCUACUACUAUUUACGACAUGGAAUUGAGACUGCCGAGGCUAGACGAAAGGAUCUCCUGAAGGCUGCGGCAGCUGAAGACGAGGUUGGCUGGGGCGAUGAUUCGGAUGACGAAGAGGAGGAUGACGAGAAGGAAGAUGCCAAGAAGGAGGUGUCCAAGAAGGAGGAUGCCAAGAAGGCAGAGCCUAAGAAGGAAGAGCCCAAGAAGGAGGAUGCCAAGAAGGCUGUUCCCAGCAAGCCAGUUGCUAAAGAGGAGUCCUCCGACGAGGAUUCUUCUGAAGAAGAUUCUUCCGAAGAGGAGUCUUCCGACGAUGAUGAACCCCCCAGGCCCAAAACAUCAGGUUCUGUCGCGUCCUCGAGAACCAUCCAACCCACCCCGAAGGGUCCAUUGAAGGCAGCCGCACCUCGCAACUCACACGACGAGAAAUCCCAGGCCGAUAGCGAAGCAAGUUACGACGUGGUUGGCGCGGCAUCUGGUAAGACCAGCCAGGCCCCCAACAGUCCCAAGGACGCGAAGAAGGCAGACGACGACGACAGUGAUGAUGACUGGGAGUAA
Clonostachys byssicola is the source of this 1383-nucleotide messenger RNA. The record is from the annotation of a GenBank genome assembly. Lineage: Eukaryota; Fungi; Ascomycota; Sordariomycetes; Hypocreales; Bionectriaceae.